CUUACGUCAUUUCCUGACAGAGGACGCUCAGAGGAGCGAGCCGCCACUCUUCACUCAGUCUCUGUAGUAGCGUCCACGGAAGAGGUACGCCGAGGAGGAAAAGAGCAAACAAACGCUGCUUGGCUCAUCUUACACAGCUGGAUUUAUUUGUUUAUUUAUUUACUUUUUUUUUUACUCCUGUGAGUUUAUCAUCGUUUUGGAAGUAAAACCGCGGCCGGAGCGGGAUUUUAUUAGACUAACUCUCUAAAAGCACGGAAAUAACUUUUUAUUUGCAGUGUGGAGGAAAUGUUUAGUUGAACUGGUUGUGCAGCAAGGCGACGACAUAAUUUUCAGCUCCGGUGUUGUGUGUUGUGCCCCGGAGUGAAGCUGAGGCUGUGAGGCGGACACCAGAGAAGCGGUGGCUCGGCAGCCACCUGACCCUCCCUGGAAAAUAAGACGCCAGCUAAUGACAUGCAGGCUGAGAGCCUUACGUGGCGCAUUAAGCUCCCUGACAAAGCGCGGCGAGUUUUCCACGAGGCUUUAGUUGACGCACAGUUUCGCACGUAAAGUUUCUCUUAGUAAUAUAACGUGUGGUAACUACAUAUUAAUUUGUGUGAGCUGAAAAUUUGAUUUAAUUUGACUUAUUUUGUUUCUUUAUCGAUUUUUUUUAUUUAUAAGUAACAGUUCUUCUAUCAGAGCUGGACGUCAUGGAUGUAACAGGAGCGCGACUUCCACGGCGGUCGUGAUGCCAAGUCCCGGUGUGAUCCAGCACCACCAGCCUGUAAUGCGCGCUCUGUAACCCGCAGCAGUGUGGCGCCGCGUCCCGGUCACACCACCAGGAUGAGCAGCACUGACCUGGAGCGCAUGUCGCUCAGCUCCUCAGCGAACUCGGUGGCUUCCAGCGCGCGGACUCUCUCGGCCAACGUGCGGAAGCUCCACAACGCGCUCAACCUUCUGCUCAACGACUUCGAGAGGGAGCAGUUCAUCCACUGCCUCAACGUCUACCACUCCAAACGCAACGUGUAUGACCUGGUUCAGACCCUCAACGUCAUCCUCAACGCUCCUAGCAAGCGGCAACUUCUCCCCAUGCUGCGCCUUGUUAUUCCCCGCUCCGACCAGCUCCUCUUCGAGCAGUACACUUCGGAGGGUCUUUAUUUAAAGUCGGAUUUAGUUGCAAAUAAUGGCACCGCCGAGCCGCCGCCGGGGGACUACCCCAGCGCCAGCCCGACUCCCCCCGGGCAUUUCUCGCCGAACAACCCGCCUGAGUUUCAGGUUGCGCUGCGAGGCUCGCCGGACAGCUUCAGCACCAGCAGCGACGGGACAGCUCCCCUGGUGCCUCUGCUCGGGAGGAACUUUAUCCACGAGCCCCCGGGCGAGCUGCGGCAGGUCACCAUGAAGCGACACAAGAGCAACGAGGGCCUGGGGUUCAGCAUUCGCGGUGGCUCGGAGCACGGGGUUGGCAUCUAUGUAUCUCUGGUGGAGCCGGGGAGCCUAGCGGAGAAGCAGGGUCUCCGGAUCGGGGACCAGAUCAUGAAAGUCAACGACAAAGUCUUCGAUAAAGUCACCCACGCAGAAGCAGUGAAGGUGCUGAAGGGCAGUAAAAAGCUUUGCCUCUCGGUACGAUCAGUCGGGAGGAUUCCAGGCGGUUAUGUCACCAACCAUGUUUAUACCUGGGUGGACCCCCAGGGUCGCAGCGUGUCCCCUCCUCCUGAUCUGCCUGAGCAUCGGAGCGCAACCUUGAGGAGAACUGACAGCCAGCGACGCAGCAAUAUGCAACUUCUACAGGAGGGCGAUGAAAAGAAGGUCAACCUGGUUUUGGAUGACGGCCGGUCUCUGGGUCUGAUGAUCCGAGGGGGAGCAGAGUAUGCACUGGGUAUCUACAUCACUGGAGUUGACAAAGGAUCAGCAGCAGAGUGUGGAGGACUUAAGGUUGGUGAUCAGAUCUUGGAGGUGAAUGGUCAGAGCUUCCUGAGCAUCCCGCACGACGAGGCCGUCAGGGUCCUAAAGUCGUCACAGCACUUGAUGAUGACGGUGAAAGACGUGGGCCGCCUGCCACAUGCCAGAACAGUGGUAGGGGAGACCAAGUGGAUAGCUAGCUCACAAAUUGGGGAGAGCUCCGCCAACAGCAGCAUGGCAAGCUUCUCUGUGGAACAAGGAGCCUCUGCAGCAGGAAAGCCGGGGUUUUAUAAGGGUGUGGCGGGCUCACAAGUGACCCUGUCCAGUCUGGUCAACCAGUCGCGUGCCAUGCUGGAGGAGCAGGCGCGUCACCUGCUGACGGAGGCGGAGCGACAGACCAUGGGCUACUACGUGGAGGAGUACCGGGACGGACACAUCGGUGUGGAGCAGCUGGUCAUGGCUCUAUUUGAGCUUCUAAACACACACGCAAAGUUUUCUCUGCUAUCAGAGGUUCGAGGUCUGGUCACUCCGCAGGACCUGGAGCGCUUCGACGGGCUGGUGCUUCGACGUGAAAUUCAGGCUCUGAAAGCGCGACAGGGGGCGGCUGGAGCAGCAGCCAUGCAGGCAGAUUCCCUGUCCAUGGUGUCAUAUCCAGACACACUAACAUCAUCUUCAGCCAGCUUCAUGACCAACACCACCCUCAGCUCUGCGCGGGAGAGGCUGCUCUGGCUGAUAGAUAUGAUGGAGAAUGACAGCGUGGCGGAGAGCAACGAGGAGGAUCCUCCAGAGAGCCUGAACACGCUGCUGACUGACAUCUCUCUGGAUGAUGUUCAGUCCACCACAGCUGAGUCCCCCCCUUCCUUCAAGCCUCCUCCCCCUCCGGGGGCGCAGAAGCGUCCAAGUAGACGAGACCUUCUCAACAAGUGCCCCUCAUCCGAAUCCUCCCACUCAGGCUUGUACUUCACAGCCCCACCCUCUCACAGUCACAGCAAAGAGCCGGGACACGCCCCUGCUUCACCCUCAUUACACCACAAACGCCCAAAAGACCCGUCUCGGGACUACACUGCCAUCAUAAAGAAAGAAACCUCAGCACCACCCAAGAAAGACAAAAUCACAUCCGCUCAGUUGGCCACAGUCACACAGCAUAACAUCGGCCCCUUCCCGAGGGUACAGUCCCCCGGCAGAGGCACCAAAACUCCUGUCCGGUCCCCUUCACCCCCACCGCCACCACCACUCCCUGCUCCACCCCUACCUCCUUCUUUUCCCAUUAAACCAGUGUCCAUGUCCAAACCCAUCCCAGCUUCCUCUCCAGCAACCAAACAGCAGUUUGUUAUGGUGGAAGUUCACAGACCCAACGCAGAACCCGACGUCAAUGAGGUGCGGCCCCUGCCACAAGCCCGAGGUGGUGCCCUGUCUCAGCUGUCAGACAGCGGGCAAACCCUCAGUGAGGACAGCGGCGUGGACAUAGCUGAGACAGGACACGUCAGCAAAAACAGUAGUCCUCAUUCCUCACGCACACGCCACCCCCGAGACAACCAGGGGGGCGGAGGGGACAACCCCUCCAAACCGCCGGGACUGUUGGAGCCCACCUCCACUUUAGUGAGGGUGCCAAAGAGUGCCAGCACCCUCGGCAUAGCCAUUGAGGGCGGAGCCAACACUCGCCAGCCGCUGCCACGAAUCGUCACAAUACAGAGAGGUGGCUCAGCUCAUAACUGUGGGCAGCUGAAGGUGGGUCAGGUCAUCCUGGAGGUAAAUGGGGUUUCCUUGAGGGGCCGCGAACACAGGGACGCAGCACGCCUCAUUGCUGAGGCCUUCAAGACCAAAGAGAGAGACUACGUGGACUUCCUGGUGACUGAGUUCAAUGUGGCUCUAUAGCUGAGAGCAGGAGGAGAGAGUAUGAUGGCAAGAGUAGCAACCUGGCAGGAAUUCAACAGAAAGAUGACAGAGACAUCCAAGCAUCUAUUGAUUAAAUGGCACAACUGUUAGAUAAACCGAAACAAACAAAACAAACCACCAUCUGAUCUCUGAGCCCUUCUUCUCUCACAUAAAGGACCUUGUCACUGAACACACGAUACUCUAAUUUACAUGGCAUUACUUUCACCCUGGACAUUCUCCAGGAAUUUCCUCAACGUGUUACCUCCCCACUGUGAAACUUUAUGCAGUACAGUGAAAACUAGUGAAUCUCUACCUUUUGUUUGAUCUGUGUUAAAACUUCUGGACUGAAAUCCAGUGGAUCCUAUCAUAGCACUGUCACAUACCCUGUUUAUCUUUUCUUAUUUCUUGCUUCUGUCAAAGACACAACUGUACAGCGGAGACUGAUUAAUGCUUGACUUUACAAGUUUGGAUUUAUACCAUAUGUAAAAAUGGACAAAUGUAGAUACAGACAGAUAUAUAUAUAUAUAUAUAUAUAUAUGGUACACAUAAAAAAAUACUCAUGAAUAAAAAAAAACUGUAAACACUGUUGAG
This is a messenger RNA of Melanotaenia boesemani (Boeseman's rainbowfish), 4341 nucleotides long. RefSeq names its product whirlin a (gene whrna). Gene Ontology annotation, molecular function: protein binding. The transcript is spliced from 13 exons. Gene Ontology annotation, cellular component: stereocilia ankle link complex; cilium; plasma membrane. The record is from RefSeq and is a predicted model, not a curated record. Bases 820 to 3750 code for a protein of 976 amino acids. Gene Ontology annotation, biological process: auditory receptor cell stereocilium organization; sensory perception of sound. Lineage: Eukaryota; Metazoa; Chordata; Actinopteri; Atheriniformes; Melanotaeniidae.